CCAAAGCCUGCCGGCAUAGCGCACUGCUCCUACAAGAUACAGUUAUUCAUUUUGAAACCCAACAUAAGUCUUUGGAAUCACAGAAAAGAGACGAGGAUCUACUUUAACUGACUGAAAACUCUCGGCGGCUAAUCCAUCCAUUCUCUACUCAGCACAUCUCUGGUUUCAAACACUCAACACACCACACCUCCCUAAUGUCAGAGGAUUCAGACCCAGGGUGCAGCUCCAUGCCUAGGGGGGCCUCAGGGUGCAACUCCAUGGCCCAGCUCCAUCGUAUGAGCAGCUACGGCCAGGGUGGUCCAGACCUGGGCCUUGCCUCAGAGGGCAGUGACAGCAUUGGGCGUAAGAAAGUCCGCUCACGUUCCCACCGCGACGACGUGGAGAUGAAGAGCAGUGGAUCCAGCGGGAGCGGGACCGAGUCACACGGCAACAAGAGCCACGGAAGCCAUGGAAACGAGAGCCACGGCAACGAGAGUCAUGGCAACGAGUCGACAGGUAGCUCCAACGGCAACAGCAAGGAUUCCGCCCUCCUGGAGUCAUCUGGGAGUAACAAGAGCUCUAACGCCCACAGCCCCUCUCCUCCCAGUAGUUCCAAUGCCUUCAGCCUGCUGAGUUCUGAGCAGGACAACCCCUCCACCAGUGGCUGCAGUAGUGAGGAGUCAGCUAAGGCCAAGACCCAGAAGGAGCUGCUCAGGACCCUCAAGCAGCUCAGACAUCUCCUGCCUGCUGACAAGAGAAACAAGGGCAACAAGUCCAGCUCCCUCAACACCCUGAAAUACGCACUGCGCUGCGUCAAACAGGUGGAAGCCAAUGAGGAGUACUACCAGCUGCUGUUGACCAAUGACAGUCAGCCAUCAGGCCUGGAUGUGUCCUCUUACACCAUCGAGGAGAUAGACAGCAUCACCUCAGAGUACACCCUCAAAAACAAUGACAUCUUUGCUGUAGCUGUAUCUCUGAUCACGGGGAAGAUCGUCUACAUCUCGGACCAGGCCGCCUCCAUCCUCAACUGUAAACGGGGCGUCUUCAAGGAUGCUAAGUUUGUGGAGUUCUUGACUCCCCAGGACGUCAGUGUUUUCUACAGCUUCACCACGCCCUACCGCCUGCCCUCCUGGAGGAUGUGCACCGGAGCAGAGUCAUCCCCGUCGGACUGCAUGCAGGAAAAAUCGUUCUUCUGUCGGAUCAGUGGUGGUAAGGAGUGUGAGGGGGACCUGCAGUACUACCCAUUCCGUAUGAUCCCCUACCUAAUGAAGGUACAGGACAAGGUCCAUUCUGAGGACCAGUUCUGCUGCCUCCUACUGGCUGAGAGGGUGCACUCCGGAUACGAGGCUCCCAGAAUCCCUAGUGAUAAGCGCAUCUUCACCACCACACACACUCCUAGCUGUGUGUUCCAGGAUGUGGAUGAGAGAGCUGUUCCACUUCUUGGGUACUUCCCCCAGGAUCUGAUUGGCACCCCAGUACUUCUUCUCAUGCACCCCGAUGACAGGCCUGUCAUGUUGGCCAUUCACAAGAAGAUCCUUCAGUACGCUGGCCAGCCGUUCGACCACUCCUCCAUCAGGUUCUGCACGCGGAACGGAGAGUACGUCAUCAUCGACACCAGCUGGUCCAGCUUCGUCAACCCCUGGAGCCGCAAGGUCUCCUUCGUUAUCGGGAGGCACAAAGUCCGCAUGGGUCCGGUGAAUGAGGAUGUGUUUGUGGCGCCACUCCCUGCCCUCAUGGAGACCAUGGACUCUGAAGUCCAGGAGAUCACUGAGCAGAUCCACAAAUUGCUACUACAGCCGGUGCACAACUCUAGCUCCAGUGGCUACAGCAGCGUGGGAAGCAACGACCACCUUGCAGCAUCCCAGGUGAUGACCAGCGAGGGCAACACACGUUCAUCCAGCGACAACAACUUCAACAGCAAUAGGAGCAGCUUAAGCAGGACACGCAUCGAGGAAGAGGGGGAGAGCGGCUGGGCCAAACCUAGGUCAUUCCAGGAGAUCUGUAAAGGUAUCCACCUCCAGAAGAGUCAAGAACAGCAGAUCUACCAAGCCUCCUCCUCAGCCAAGCCUGAGACCAAGAAGAACCCUGGCAAGUUCCUCCAGAAGAGUCCAGCAGUGGUGCGUCCCAAGGAAUCUGCAGCCCCUGUGGCCCCUCUGAAUUGGAGGGACAGUGGGGUCAGUGCUGGGGUCAGUGCUGAGGUCCGUGGGCUGAGCCUGGAGGACAGCAGCAGCAGGUUAGCAGUACAGGAGGAACAGCUGGCCUUCAACGACCAGACGGUCUACUCCUACCACCAGAUCAGCUGUCUGGACAGUGUCAUCAGAUAUCUAGAGAGCUGUAACAUUCCCAUCACUAUGAAGAGAAAGUGCCACUCUUCUGACAACACCACGUCCUCAGACGAGGACAAACAGAAAGGAGGGGACAAUCCCAUGCAAUUAUCUGAAGACCCUGCACUGGUUAAGGCUCAGCCUGGUAUAACAUCUGUGGAUGACAUCAUCGCAGACAAAAAGACAGACGCUACGACCUCAGCCUCAGGGGUAGUGGGCUCCUCCCUGGUGGCCCUCGCCGUGCCACCGUGCAGAAAAGCAGAGAGCGUGGUGUCAAUAACAAGCCAGUGUAGCUACAGCAGCACCAUCGUGCAUGUAGGAGACAAGAAACCGCAGCCCGAGUCAGAGAUCAUCGUAGAUGUAUCUGUGGCUGGGAAGGCGGUGGAGGGGGGCAGCCAGACUCCUGGGCCUCCCCCUAGUGCUGUUUCACCUCCCAGCCUGGAGAGGGAGCCCUAUAAGAAGCUGGGUCUGACCAAGCAGGUCCUAGCGGCCCACACCCAGAACGAGGAGCAGACCUUCCUGUGUCGCUUCAGGGAGCUGAAGGGAGUCCAGGCCUUCCAGGCCAACUGUUCCCAAUACCUGGAGCGCCAGAACGGACAGGGCGCCGCUGAUGCUGUGCCCGCUGUGCGCCCAUGCAAGCAGGCUGAGCCCGCCCCCUGGCGAAGCGGGCGCAACAAGAAGACCAAGUCCAAGCGGGUGAAACAGAACGAGUCGUCCGACAGUUCCGUGUCUCAUAGGAGGAGACAGCCGCAGCCCCGACCCCACCUCCUCAACCAGGGCCUCAACCAGACCUCCUGGUCCCCCUCCAACACCUCCCAGUCCACCUUCCCGCCCCUGGCCUACCCCACCGUGGUGCCAGCCUACCCCCUCCAAGUCUACCCCGGGGCAGGUACCAUGGCUGGCACCAUGCCUACCCGCCCAGACAACUCAGUGGCGGGCUUCGGUGACAGCCAGUGCAACCAGGAUCGCCAGUGCCUGCCACCAAACAUCCAGCCCUCGCCCUUCUCUACUCCCAUGGUGACCCCCGUGGUGGCUCUGGUUCUCCCCAACUGCAUGUUCCCUCAAAUGGGAAGCGGGGCUCCAGGACAGCAGCCUUUCUACCAGGCCGAGACGGCCGGCUACCCCUCCCAGCCGCAGCCCUUCCCCCUACUGACGUCUCUUUCCUACCCAGGCCAGGCAUCCUUCACCAUCCCUGCCCAGGCGUCCUUCACCAUCCAGGCCCAGUUUCCGGGCCAGAACCCCUUUGCGCCCCAGACGGCCUUCCCAAACCCCGCCCAGCCUUUCUCAUUCUCCAUGCCCAUGGAGGCUCCCAAGCCACCUGGGGAAACCACCCAGUCUCGCUGCUCCACACCUGGGUCCAUGGGCGGCAGGGACCAAGUGUCCUCCCCUCCACUGUUCCAGUCGCGGUGCAGCUCGCCCCUGCAGCUCAACCUACUGCAGCUGGAGGAGACGCGGUGCUCCCUGGAGAGACAGGACAGCAUGGUGGUGGCGCCCUCCGUUGGCACUCAAGGGAAUAACACCGUCAGCGAGAAGGGAGGGAGCGUGGUCGGCCAAGCCAUAGAGAAGGUCAAGGAGCUUCAGCAGGUGGGCCCGCCGGGUGACGGUAACCAUAGCGACGUCAACUCGUCGUCGAGUGACCUGCUGGACAUCCUGCUCCAUUCAGACUCUCGUUCAGGCACCAGCUCAGCCACUUCAGGGUCCAUGGGUUCCAGCUCUAAUGGCUGUGGAACCUCAGCUAGAACGUCUAACAGCGGAAUGUCUAAUAACAGUGGAAUGUUGGGAUGUAGAACGUCAGCUAGCGGAACGUCAGCUAGCGGAGUAUCUGGCAGUGGCACAGUAAGCAGCAGCCACACGAGCAACAACAGCAGCAACUACUUUGGCAGCAUGGACUCCUCCCAGAACAGCUGCAAGAAGGUCAAAGUGCACUCCAGCGGCGGCGGGAGUGGUGGUAGCGUUAGCCAGGGGCGGCCAAUGGAGGUGGAGCAAAGCCAAUAUGACAAAUAUGUACUGCAGGAUCUGCCGUGGUUAGUCACCGCCAACACUGACGACAAGGUCAUGCUGACCUAUCAGAUGCCCUCGCGGGGCAUCGAGAGUGUGCUUAGCGAAGACCGAGAGAAGCUAAGUGUGAUGCAGAAGAGCCAGCCGUGCUUCACCGGGGAGCAGCAGAGAGAACUGGUGGAGGUCCACCCCUGGAUGAGGAGAGGAGGGCUGCCCAAGGUCAUGGAUGUCGAGGCCUGUGUGGGCUGUGAGGAGGACGCUCCAGAGGCGGUGUUGUCUGAGGAGCUGCCUGGCCUGGAUAUGUGAGAUACAGAGACUGAGACAGGCGUGGUCAGCCCCUCCAGGAACCCAGUGAGGAGCCCUUUAACAUGGACACCUGCCCAAGCCCCUGCCCCUGCCCCUCUUCUGGCCUUGGAUCAUCAUAGCCAAAACCACCCCCUGAAUCCACCCCUGUUAAUUGUAGCAGCAUCACCUCCGCCAAAGACUCGUUCUCAAGCGACAUCAAUCAUUCACCAAGACCCACCCUCAGGCCAACAGCUGUCCCUGACCAGAGCAAGACCAUAUUGGACUGCCUAGUACUGCUUACAUCCUGCGGGUACAAACCUUUUCUACAACAAGCUAAACUGUAUGGAAACUCUGCUACAGCCUGAGAGACCAGGGAACAUACAGACUGUUACAGCCCACCUGGUCAAUUCAUUUUCAAUGUGUGGGGAUGUGUGAGAGAGAGAAAAAGAAGAGCGAGUUCCAGUGUGUCCACAACACAGUUCCUGUUCUAUCAAUAGUUUUUUCACUUAUUGAAAUGAAUAGUUUUUUUUCACUUAUUUAAAUGUUUUCAUUGAAAAAGUUUGACUGUAGUAGUCUUGUAUUUGUGUUGAUGGUAGCCCCAGGGCUCUAAAUUUAAAAUGUUCAUUGGUAGCACUGGUGCUCCCAACUUAAAGAAGUUAGGAGCACCACAUGAAAUUUAGGAGCACCAAAUUGUUUUAUUGAAAUACAGCCUAUAUUGGGCCUAUACGAAUUCUAGGUACUUUUGAAGGACAUGAUGUGCCCUAGAAACUAAUAUGUAACAUGUAAUAUGUAUGUAAGAUAUUAAUUUAUUGUAAAAGCUAAAAUGUUGAUAGGAAUACCUGUCAUUGAAAUGACAAAGUAAUUUGUGGAAUAUUAGGUUUCUACAUUGUGUAAAAGCACUGUUUUCCUAUUGAGAUGCAUUACAUUGAAAAUUGUACACUGUCUCUUUAAAAACAGCAGGUUUGUGAUGAAGACAGGCAAGAGAUCUGUCAUUCAUUCAUCACUAGGAUCAUUGAUUUCCUGAUGAAGCUAUCCCUUUUCCUUUCUUUCUAUGACCCCAAAUGUUUGGAUAUACUGGUAAUGUUACCAGAUUGUUAGCUAGCUAGCCAAUGAGGUAACAUGACUGAAUUGUAAACAAAUGGUUAACGACAUGGUUUAUGAAUGUAAAAUGCAGUCCAAGUGAACCGCUAUAGGAAGAUAAAAAUGUAGUGCCGGUAAUAUGGGUCAGAUCUUUUGACCUGGGCCCAGUUUUCCAAAAGCAUCUUAAGACUAAGUUCAUUGUUAGCACCAUUGAGCUCAAUGGUUCUAACGAUGAAUUUAGCCUUAAGAUUAUUUUGGGAAAUGGGGCCCUGAUUGGGAUGGAAGCAAGCCGCUUUCGCUGUAGUAAUGGUGCAACCAUGACUCUAACUAAUCUGCAGUCGCUUAUUUCUCUAGGGCACUCGGAAACAACGUUACAACGAAGCCUUAUUACACCAAUUAUUAUCUGGGAGAUUUUAUUUCCUAGGCGCACAGUGCUCCCAAAAUAAAACUCCUGGUCGCACAGCAAAAUAUUUUGUUGCAUAUGCAACCAAAUCGGUUGCGCUUUAGAGCCCUGGGUAGCCCAGAAUAUUUGGUGGACUUGCUGUUUUUCAACUGCCUUUAAAUAUGAGAAACAAGAAACAAUCCAUUGGAGUGUAAGAAUUUGUAUCUCCCAUAAGUGGUUGGUGAAUUUUUUAUUUAUUUUUAUCCUCAAUUGUUCUACAAAAGAUAUUAAUGUAUACUAUAUGUAUUUAUUUUUAUACAGAGAAUAAUAACUGCUGGAAAAGCAGAUGAAUAGUA
Messenger RNA from Coregonus clupeaformis (lake whitefish), 6404 nucleotides. RefSeq names its product period circadian clock 2 (gene per2). Bases 195 to 4607 code for a protein of 1470 amino acids. Gene Ontology annotation, molecular function: transcription corepressor binding; transcription cis-regulatory region binding. The transcript has 21 exons. Lineage: Eukaryota; Metazoa; Chordata; Actinopteri; Salmoniformes; Salmonidae. The record is from RefSeq and is a predicted model, not a curated record. Gene Ontology annotation, biological process: negative regulation of transcription by RNA polymerase II; circadian regulation of gene expression; entrainment of circadian clock by photoperiod. Gene Ontology annotation, cellular component: cytoplasm; nucleus.